Neltuma alba is the source of this 3036-nucleotide messenger RNA. RefSeq lists its product as uncharacterized. The record is from RefSeq and is a predicted model, not a curated record. Gene Ontology annotation, biological process: telomere maintenance; DNA repair. NCBI's taxonomy places the organism in Eukaryota, Viridiplantae, Streptophyta, Magnoliopsida, Fabales, Fabaceae. The transcript has 8 exons. The coding region runs from base 1 to 3036 and encodes 1011 amino acids. Gene Ontology annotation, molecular function: DNA helicase activity.
AUGGCCAGAGGAUUUACAAAUGGUGAUAUCUUUGGUCCUAUUAAAGCAGCCUUGUAUACAAUAGAGUUUCAAAAGAGAGGUCUCCCCCAUGCUCAUAUCAUUCUAUUUCUGGCAACUGAGACCAUGCUUGAUACACCCCAAGAUAUUGACCGAUUCAUAAGUGCUGAGAUACCUAAUAAGGAUGAAGAACCAGAGCUUUAUGAGGCAGUUAACAUUUACAUGAUGCACGGACCUUGUAGCGUAGCUAAUCCUAAAUCCCCAUGUAUGGUGAAUGGAAGCUGUUCAAAAUUUUAUCCAAAAUCAUUCAAUUCUAGCACCAUUAUCCAUGAAGAUGGCUACCCGCGUUAUAGAAGACUAGAUAAUGGCCAAGAAGUAAUGAAAAAUGGAAUACCAUUGGACAAUAGAAGUGUCAUACCUUACAACAGCACAUUAUUAUUAAAGUAUCAGGCACAUAUUAAUGUUGAGCGAACCAAGCAUGGAGAGUCAAUCAAAUAUUUAUUCAAAUAUGUGAGCAAAGGACAUGAUCGAGCUAUUGCAGCUUUCUAUACAGAGACGUCUUCAAGUGAUUCUAGAGCAAACCAUGAUGAGAUAAAGAUGUAUUAUGAUGUCCGCUAUUUAUCACCAUGUGAAGCUAUUUGGAGAAUACUUAGUUAUGAUAUAAACUUUAGAACACCUUCAGUACAAAGGCUGUCUUUUCAUCUCCCUAAUCAGCAAUCAAUUAUCUAUGAAGAUAACGCUGACUUACAAGAGGUGGUAAAUCAUAAUGCUGGAAAACUCACAAUGUUUGAAGCAUGGAUGAAUGCAAAUAAAUUAUAUGGGGAAGCACGAAGAUUAACAUACUUUGAAUUUCCAAACAACUUUGUGUACAAAAAAAAUGGUAAUUACUGGGACUUCAGGAAAUCGGGGUUUGCAAUAGGGAGAUUGUACUAUGUGCCUCCUGGGUCUGGAGAGAUCUAUUAUUUGCGUUUACUGCUAGCUACAGUCAGAGGUCCUACAUCAUAUGAAGAUUUAAGGACCGUUGAUAGCAUUUUCUAUCCAACAUUUAGAGAUGCAUGCUAUGCAUUGGGCCUAUUGGAGGAUGACAGAGAAUAUAUUGAUGCUAUGAAAGAAGCAAAUCAAUGGGCUUGGCUUCUCCAAGUUAUCUUCGUCGAUUAUCCAUCCAUGCCUUUACCAGAAGAUUGUUCUGAUAGAAGUACAAUAAAUAGAUUGAUUUUGGCUGAGUUGGACUUUGAUAGAGUUGCUCUUCAACAUCAACUGCAUGAAUAUCUCAAUAGUUUCACUGAUGAACAAGCCACAAUAUUCAAUUCUAUCAUGAAUGCUGUUAAUACGGGUUAUGGUGGUGUCUUUUUUGUUUAUGGUUAUGGGGGGACAGGUAAAACAUACUUAUGGCAAGCAUUGUGUGCGUCACUGAGAUCAGAAGGAAAGAUAGUCUUGAGUGUUGCUUCCAGAGGAAUUGCCUCACUAUUACUACCCAAUGGAAAAACUGCACAUUCACAAUUUGCCAUUCCCCUUGCAAUAACUGAGGAUUCGGUUUGUAAUAUACAUCAGGGAUCACCUCUUGCUGAGCUUUUGAUAGAAACCACCAUGAUAAUAUGGGACGAAGCUCUUAUGGCAAACAAGUACUAUUUUGAGGCAUUGGAUAGAACACUGCGAGACAUAAUGAAGCUUCCAAACCCCAAUGCUAUAAAUCAAGUGUUUGGGGGAAAGACAAUUGUCCUUGGUGGUAAUUCGUCACAGUGUUCUAAGGAAAUAGCUGAGUUUGCACGCUGGAUUGUGUCAGUUGGUGAUGGUGAAAUAGAUGUAGAAGAUGGCACUAAUGAUACCAUUACUAUUCCAGAAGAUUUGUUACUAUUCCCCUCAAGUGAUGCAAUGGAUUGCAUUAUUGGGGAUGAAGUUGUGUAUCUUAGUGCAGAUAGUGUUUCUAAGCAAGAUGGUAUUAGUGCCUCCAUUGCACAAAUGCACUCAGUUGAGUUCUUGAACAAAAUCACCAUGUUUGGUUUGCCAAAUCACAAAUUGGUCUUGAAGAUUGGAUCUCCUAUAAUGAUGAUGAGGAAUUUAGAUAAAUCAAUAGGAUUAUGUAAUGGAACCCGUUUGGUUGUCACAAGAUUAGAGAAACAUGUGAUUGGAGCAGAGAUUAUCACAGGGAUUGGUACAGGCCAAGAAGUCUUAAUUCCACGCAUUACUAUUACACCAUCAGAAACUUCAUUACCAUUUGCAUUGUGUAGAAGCCAGUUUCCAAUCAUGCUCUCUUUUGCCAUGACAAUAAACAAAAGUCAGGGUCAAACUUUAACAAAUGUUGGCUUAUUUCUACCUUGUCUUGUUUUCACACGUGGUCAGUUGUAUGUUGCUAUCUCUAGAGUUCAAAAUAAGCAGGGUCUCAAAAUACUGAUUCUUGAUGAUCAAGGAAACCCCACCAACAAGACUUCCAAUAGAGACCCCACCACUGGACAGCCUGCCCCCCCAGAUCAGGUUUGGGAGAUAACACAUACUAGGAAGACUGCAGAUGGCCAGUUACAGUGGGUGGAUUCGCGAUCUGAAGAGAUUCAUGAUCGCAUGCAUGAGCUCGUUCAGCAGCAAUCCUUAGAGAGUGAUGCUCGAAUAACCUCUGAUGAGAUAUUGACAGCUGUUCUUGGUGAGAGGUCAGGAUAUGUUAGAGGAAAAGGUUAUGGAGCAGAGCCUCGGAGGAAGAGACUUCACACUCAAUCUAGUGAUUCACUUGAGAAUGUACGCACCCAAUUGUAUGAAGAGUUUGAAAGAAGAUUUCAAGAGGAGCGAGAAAAGAUGGAAGCAAAUCUUGCUGCAGAGCGAGAGAGGAUGGAAGCAGAACGUGCAGCAGAGCGAGAAAAGAUAGAAGCAGAACGUGCUGCAGAGCGAGCAAAGAUGGAAGCAGAGUGUACGCAACUUGAACAAAGGAUGGAGCAGUUGAUGGAACAGAGAAUACAAGCUCAGUUCACUGCUUUCAUGCAAAAGAUGCAGUUAAAUGCUCCUGCAGAUACCCCUACUUCUAGCGUCCCUAAUAUUGAUCCCUCUACGUAA